AAAAAUUUUUGUUGGGAAUGCUGGGAUCUGGAAUAAGUCUUGGUUAACUGGCAGUCUAAACGCGCAGUUGCACACGUGUUUCGCAUGAUUAUAAAUAAAAACAAUAUUUGUGAUAAAUGUGUUAUUUAUUAUCCUUCAAUAUUUAUACGUUUAUUGUUGUAAUAAUAUCUUACAAUGUAUUUCAAGAAUGAUGUCAUAGUAAUAAUGACAUUUAUAUAAAAAAAAUAGUGAACUUUUCUUUCUUUCAUAAAUGAAAAAAGUUAUAAAUCAAAUUUUGCAUUUAGUUUUGAGAAAAAUCGAAUAGACUUGAUUGAGCCAUGAGGAGACAAGAAUUAAAGACGAAGGCAUUUAAACGUGCUGAAAGCAAUCUGCUGAAUAAACUGAGUUCUAGUUUUUUGAAAAAUUAUCCACAUCAUCUAAUGCCGGGUUACAACUUGAACAGGUCACCAUGUGUUGAAAAAUGGGAUGAGGAGAAUGCAAUGGGACUCUUUCAAGAGUUUCCAUAUAACUGUAGUUUGCCAAAGCCAUUACUGCCACCAGCAAGGUUAACAAGAACAGUGCUUUGUGAAGAAGAUCCAGCAUUGGAACUCCUUACUUUGAAAAGCCAUCUAAAGGAUGAUAUAGACAGGAUAACAAAAUAUUACGAAAAACAUAAGAAAGAAUUUAAACCAGUACAUAAAAAAAGUGUAAAGUGGAAGAUGGAAGAUAAUAGAUAUAGAGCAAAUGUACCUAGAUAUGUUGCAGAAAUAGCAGAAUUACUUGAUAUGGAUCCGGAUCCUUAUUUUGAAGGGACUUAUAACUGGUACUAUACUGGUGGAUCGUUAAAUUAUGUUCGACUAAAUGAUUGGGAUGUUUUGCUAUUUCCAUUUAUGGGGGAUUUAGUUGCUGCACAUAUUAUACCCAUGGAAAAUUUCAUAUGGAAGCCAUUGCUGAAAAAUUCAGCUAAAUGUAAACUACAUGACUCGCUGUAUGAAAUUAGACAAAGCAAGAUUAGUGAUACAUGUAGAAUUUUAGGAAGGCAUAAAUAUCAAUGUGCUCUUUAUACAUUGUCCAAUUCUGAGAAUUGCUUAAUGCUUAAUGAAAUCCAUAGACAAGAAUCAAAAACACCUUAUGUUAGUGCUGAUUUGAGUUUAACGAAUAUUAAUUAUCAUUGUACUCUAAAUGCCGAAAGAAUAUUGUCUUUAUGGGAUAUAAAUAGUACAAAUUACAUUACUAGUGGUUCUGUACUACAAAAUAAUACAACUGAUGAUAUUUGGGGAUGCAUAAGAUUCCAGGAAACUGAUCCAAAUGUUUUGAUUUAUGUAGAUAGAUGUUGCUUACAUUAUGUUGAUACUAGGAUGGCUCUUGAUCAGGCAUGUGUCACAUUAUGCCCGAAAUUUAAUUUGGAAAAUUGUGAGAGUUUGUCAGUAGAAGCACCGAGUAAACAUAAUUGUUGUCGAUAUUUAGGCACUUAUCAUUCAUUUGUAAUGUGCGAUAAUCGUUCUCCAAAGCAGUGUGUACGACAAAAAUGGACGCAUCAGUUCGAAGAUACUCCGUUACUAGCAGCUAUAACUAACAGUAAUGACAAGGAAAUCAUUGUUCUAUCAACUCAAACAGCUGGCGAAAAUAGAAUAAUCUUAAAUACUUGGUUAAACGAGGAAGAGUCUCACUCUUUUAAUUUACCUUUCACACCUCCACAUAUUGCAGAAACAUUAAAUGAAUCUCAAAUGCAAGGAAUGUGCUUGAAUCCAUUUUUGAGAAGCAGAUUUGAAUUGUGUAAUGCUGGCAGCACAUUAGUCACAGAUGUAAACAAUGGAGAUGUAUUCUGCUUUAUUCAGAAUUCUAUUGGUGACAUAUUUUAUCAAUGUAUAACACAUGAAAAGGAGAGCAUAUCAGAUAAAUAUUCUCCCAUAAAUACUAAAGCUUGUUAUGCAUUAAAUCUGUGGGAAGAAGCUUUAUCAGCUCAACCUGAACCAAUAGUACCUUUGACUCUUACUGACAAAUGCAAUAUGCAAUAUAUAUAUGAAAGUUUUACAAAUGAAAAGCUUAAUCCACGUUUAAAAUCCACUGAAAAAAAUGCAGACGAUGGUUUUGAAUCAACCUGGAAACAAUCGUUAUCUACCUUAGCAUCAUACAUAGAUUUAUUAUCGCCGGAACUUCUUGCAGCUUGGAAUAUAUGCGAUGAAGCACCUGUACCGACGGAAAUAAAAUCUCAUCAAAAAGUUUUGAAUUGGUUGGAAGCUUCGACUUCAACUUCGAGUCAUUCUGUCGCGCAAUCACAGGAUGAGCCCGAAUACAUACUAUCUACACCUAUCAGUACUCAAGAAUUGAUUAGUGUGUCACAAGAACACGAUCUUACGUACGUUGACGAUAGUAAUAUACUGCAAGAAAUGCUAUUGCCGAAGGUUAAAUUGCAAACACCUAAGAAGAAGAAACGCAUUUAAAUAAUUUAAUUACAAAUUAUGAUAAAAAUAUUGAUUUGAAAUUUGUAUUUUUGUUAUGUUAUAAAUAAAUAGAAUUAUUUUUUUUGGAACAUUGUUUAUUUUAUUGUAAUAAAAAUUAAAUCAUAAUUAUUAUGUAUAAUAUCUGUUACGAUGAAAUGACUGAAAAUGUUGCGUAUUUAAAUGAUGUGUAUUUAAACGUUUAAAAUUUCAACUUCAAUUUAUUUUUGACUAGCGGUUCCGUAAGAAAGAUGGUUUCCAUCUUGAGGUAAGUACUUUGUUGGUGUCUUGUUGCCUAUUUUGUUCUUCCUCCAUUUGCAUCUGC
Messenger RNA from Monomorium pharaonis (pharaoh ant), 2745 nucleotides. RefSeq lists its product as uncharacterized. The transcript is spliced from 11 exons. Bases 318 to 2423 code for a protein of 701 amino acids. Lineage: Eukaryota; Metazoa; Arthropoda; Insecta; Hymenoptera; Formicidae. The record is from RefSeq and is a predicted model, not a curated record.